AUGGACGACUCAAGUUGUGUGCGCGUUGCAGUAAGGGUGAGACCGCAAUCUGAGCGAGAGAAAGUUGAAAACAGUCACGUUUGUACAAAUGUUUUACAAAAAGAAGCACAGAUAACGAUUGGUGGUGAAAGAAGCUUUACAUUUGAUUAUGCAUUUGAUAUUGGAACUCAUCAGCAAAAAAUUUAUGAUGAUUGUGUUAAAAAUUUAAUCGAAGGAACUUUUGAAGGUUUUAAUGCAACCGUUCUAGCUUAUGGUCAGACUGGCAGUGGUAAAACUUAUACGAUGGGUACAGCGUUUGAUAUGAUGGAUGUAAUGAACGAAAUCGAUGUGGGUAUUGUGCCACGCGCCAUUAGGCAUCUGUUUUCUGGAAUGGACUCUCGCAAACAACAGGCUUUAGAGCAAGGUUUCGUAGAGCCUUGUUUUGACAUUGUUGCACAGUUUGUUGAGUUGUACAAUGAAGAUAUAAUUGAUUUAUUAAGCCAUGAACGAUCACCUACAGGCCUUCGUAUUCACGAAGAUGCGAAGGGAGAAAUCUUCUUAAAUGGUGUAACACGAGUUACAGUAACAAGUCCCUCACAGACACUGGAGGUCUUGAAAAAUGGUGCACUAAAUCGAAAAACUGCGUCAACCAAUAUGAAUGAACAAUCAUCGCGUUCACAUGCCAUUUUCACAGUGAUAAUUAAACAACAACGGACUGUUGUUGUCAAACCGUGUUUUGAUCCGCAAACUGUUGAACAAGGUGACGAAACUUCUGCAUCAGAAGAUCCUCCUGCGACUGAGCUGGAACUUCUAAGUGCCAAGUUUCAUUUCGUUGAUUUGGCUGGUUCGGAGCGUUUAAAACGCACCGGUGCUACUGGUGAUCGAAUUAAAGAAGGGAUUAAUAUCAAUUUUGGAUUGUUAGCAUUGGGUAAUGUUAUAUGCGCUUUAACUACACCCACAGCAGUGGACAAAAUGGUGCAUAUACCAUAUCGAGAUUCAAAGCUAACUCGUCUUCUCCAAGAUUCACUUGGCGGAAACAGUCGAACUUUAAUGAUUGCCUGUAUCAGUCCAUCGGAUUGCGAUUACGUAGAAACACUAAAUACCCUGAAAUAUGCUAACCGAGCAAAAGAUAUCAAAAAUAAGGUUAUAGCAAAUCAGGAUAAGUCAAGCAAAUUAAUUGGAACUUUGCGCUCACGCAUAGCCGAAUUAGAGGCCGAAUUGUUAGACUUUAAACAGGGUCGAAUAAUAGUUUCAGAUGGUAUUGAGUCCUUCAACGAUCAGUAUAGAGAGAACGUUUUGUUACAGGCAGAUGUAAGUCAAUUAAGAAUUCGGAUCAAGGCUUUACAAGAAACGGUUGAAAUGCUAAGAGCUCGGAAUGUCCAGCUGUUAGCUGAAAAAAAUGAAGGAUGUACAAGAAUGCGUAUUUCGGACAGUCAUGAUCAGCAAGUAUGUAUUGAAAGUACAACUAACGAAGUAGGAGAACAAGAAGGUGAUGCAUUUGGUAAUGCAGUGCGCGUAUACAUUGAUGAACUUGAAUCUCUGAGAUGCGCAUUAAUGGAAUCACAUGCAACAAAUGAGCAAUUGCACCAGCAAAUGAAUCGCUGGAAAGCGAUAGCAGCGAAUAAUACGCCAAAAAUGCAUGUAGACUAUUUAGUCAACUGUGCUGCUGUUAUCAGCAAUUCAUCGGGUAAUAAUGCGGAAAGAGUCACAGCAUCCACUCCAACUUUCUCACUGAUCCAGGAAGCAAAAGCGGAUAUUAAGCGUAUGAAACAAAGUAUAAUAGAAAGUUCACUUGAAGAGGAGAAGAUAAAUAAUGAUGAAGCGAAAAUAAAUGCGGAUGAUGUGAUGAAAUCUAGUGUAGUGAUGGAUGACUUUGAGGUGGACUAUGAAGAUGACGAAGAUAUCGAAGUUGAAAAUGAAGCAGAAACAGAAUGUUUUAAACUCAGAGACAAUCUCGCCGACUUACAGGCGGAAAUAUCGAUCAAAGAGCGCUUAGUCAUUGAGCUUGAGCAAAGUGAGCGUCGCCUUGCCGAGGUGCAAAUCAUGUAUGAGAAGAAGUUGGCAGAAUUGUCGUUGCGGAUAAAUGAAAUGGAAAUAGAGCGCGAUCGAGUAUUGGCUGAAAUAGCAGCAAAACAUUCACAGAAAGUUGUUGAUGCAGAACAAGUUCGCAAGAUUCGUGAAGAUUAUGAAAGGAAACUAACUGCAAUGCGCGAUGAAUUCAGGAAGUUGCAGUCUGUUGAACGUGAACAUCGUCGAAUGCAAGCAAAACAAGUUGCAGAGCAGCAACAGCUUUUACGGUUGAGGAAUGAAUUAAAUGAAUUAAAGAAAACAAAGGUUCAAUUGAUGCAGCGAAUCAAAGAAGAAGCCAGGCGUGCUAAAGCAACUGAAUUAGCAAACAUGAAGAAGCUAGCUGGUUUAGAAAAAGAGUCUAGGAAGAAAGAUAACUUAAUCCAAAAACUUCAAAACAAAGAUCGUCAACGAGAAGACUUUCUAAAAAGAUCAACCGACGAAGUUAAUCGCUUGCGCCAGCAGGUCCGUCAGCGCAGUACUUAUGAUCGUAAAACUGAGCGAAGUGGAACACAGCGGAACAUGCGAUCUGCAUCACUGCGUCAAGGUUGUGGUACAGUCCCUUUGACGAAACUGGAGGUGAACAAGGCGAAAGCGAAGUGGAUGGCUAUUGUAAAAAAUAUACGUCGCAGGAUCAGUCAGCGUCAGGCAGUCACCAAGAUGGAAGACGAACUGGAGAAAAUUGUAGCUGAGAAACGUAUUCUAGCUGAAGAAAUUCAACGGCUAGAACAACAAUUUAUCAAGGCGAAAGAUCUGGCUGAAAGGGAUCUUAUUGGUGAACACAUUGAUGGUUGCUAUGCGAAGAUGCGCUAUGUUCAGGAACAAUUCACGGAAUUGAGAAAUACAAUUGCCGGUAUCGACACUGAGAAAGAUUCUGGGAUGGAAGAUGCGGAAGCUUGUCGUGAUGCCGAAACGGAAAUUAAGAAUUGUUCGUCGAUUGGUGAGGCAGUAAUUAUUCUCAGCCAUUUGUUCGGUUUUUGUUUGGAACAAGGAUUUAUUGCAGCUAAAGCUAUUAGUGAUAAAAAGGAAGCAGAAUCACUUAUUCAAGAGCUGCAAAACGAAUCAAUUUUAAGUGAUGUAAUUUUGAAUCAUGCAUUGGAGGAUGCUAAAAGAAAUACUGAACAGCAAAAUCGUAGCAGGGAUGCAUCUCCAUAUCGAGAAUGUGAAGAAGUUAGGUCACUGGCGAAUGGAAAUCAGAUAGCACAGGAUUCACGCGAUGAAUUACUUGAAGUAUCACCACCUGCAUCAGCGCACAAGAUUCGUCGUCGUACAGCUACACCAAGUGAAUUACUGUAUCCGUUGAAGGAAUCAUUACAAGGUCAGGUUACUAACAAAACGCAUUUGGAGCAACUCAACGAAGAAACUUCAUCUGUAAGCCAACAGCUAGUCGAAAAAGCGAGAUCACUGGAACAUUCUGUUGAAGGUGGACGACCUUUAGAACUCAAUAGUGUAAGUAGUAAUGUUGGUAUGGAAGCGAAAAAUGAAAUAACGAAAUUGAUGGAUUUGGAAUUGGAUGAUCGAGGUUCCACUGAGUCGUCGCCAUCUGGUCGUGGUAGCCGAAGAAAAUCCGGCCGUGUAGUACCGUAUGUUCCUCGGACAUUAACAGGGACUCGUGAUAAAGUAACAGGUUCACGUUUACUAAUACGCACACACACCUUGGAUGGACAUACUAGAACAGUACUUUCGGUAGACACUAAUGGUGAUAUGGUAAUCAGCGGCUCAAAAGACAGAACAGCGAAAGUAUGGGAUUUGGAAAAAAGUGUCGAGAAAUGUACGUUUGGUCACCAUCCCAAUAAUGUUUCAUGUGUACGUUUCAUUCCCUCCAGCCAGUUAGCUUUGACUUUAUCCAUGGCAUUCGUUCGUAUUUGGGAUUUGAGAAAUGAGGAGUGUGUACGUACUCUGCAUUCGUCAGGUCUCGCUGCUGCAGGUGAUACUAUGGCUGCGAAUACACCUCGACAAACUGUAUUACCCAUUUCCGAAACGAUGAUCAAUGCACUAGAACUGGACAACACGGGGAAACUUAUGUUUACAACCUUCAACAGCGAUGUCCGUAUUUGGAAUUUGGAAAAGUUUGCACCAUUCGGUCGCUUAUCGGCAGCGACUCAUGGCUCGAGAUCAGAGGUGUCAUGCCUUGGAUUUUUGGGUGGUAUAAAACCGAAAAUUUUCACUGGUUCUCGUGAUCACUAUAUCAAGAUGUAUGAAAUAAAUGCUGAUGGAUUAGGUCUUUUUGAAGCUUCUCAUGAAUUUUCGGCAGCCCACUAUGAUUGCGUUACAUCCAUUGUCGCUUAUGGUGAUUCCGUAUUUUCUGCUUCUAGAGAUACGGACAUUAUGCGUUUCUCAUUGCAAGAUAUGAAGAGAGACCAUAUCGAAUUACAGGCACACAAUAAAUGGAUUCAAUCCAUGUGUAUUAUCAAUGCUUACAGGCCUUUAUUAGUUACAGCUUGUAAGGAGGGUCGAGUAAAAGUGUGGGACAUUACAAGUACACGUAAAUUACGUCUCGUUGAUCAGAUUUCCCAUGCUCAUGAAGAAGCGAUCAACGAAUUGGCAACUCAUUCAGGCAUCCUUUUUACUGCUUCUAGUGAUACAACUGUCGCCCUCUGGCAGACUAAUUAUGAAUGA
This is a messenger RNA of Brugia malayi, 4665 nucleotides long. RefSeq lists its product as uncharacterized. NCBI's taxonomy places the organism in Eukaryota, Metazoa, Nematoda, Chromadorea, Rhabditida, Onchocercidae. Gene Ontology annotation, molecular function: microtubule motor activity; ATP binding; microtubule binding. The record is from RefSeq and is a predicted model, not a curated record. The coding region runs from base 1 to 4665 and encodes 1554 amino acids. The transcript has 35 exons. Gene Ontology annotation, biological process: mitotic spindle organization; microtubule-based movement.